Diospyros lotus (date-plum) is the source of this 2254-nucleotide messenger RNA. RefSeq names its product H/ACA ribonucleoprotein complex subunit 4. Gene Ontology annotation, molecular function: RNA binding; pseudouridine synthase activity. Bases 150 to 1925 code for a protein of 591 amino acids. Lineage: Eukaryota; Viridiplantae; Streptophyta; Magnoliopsida; Ericales; Ebenaceae. Gene Ontology annotation, biological process: rRNA pseudouridine synthesis; box H/ACA sno(s)RNA 3'-end processing; mRNA pseudouridine synthesis. Gene Ontology annotation, cellular component: box H/ACA snoRNP complex. The record is from RefSeq and is a predicted model, not a curated record. The transcript has a single exon.
CCCUCCACCCCCCAAAAACCCUAAACCCUAGAAUCACACAAUCUCGCCUCCCCACAUCUUAAAACUAGCCUCCCCAUCUUUGUCCCUGGAAACCCUAAAACCUUAAAUUUUCACUUUCUCUUGUCUCUCUGCUACCUGAGCCGUCAUCCAUGGCCGACGUAGAGAUUACCCGUUCAGAGAAAAAGAAAAAGAAGGACAAGUCCAAAGACGACCAAGCCCUGGCCGUCCCCGCUCAGCCACCACCCACCGCCGACGAUGCCGACUACCUAAUCAAGCCUCAGAACUUCUCUCCGGCCAUCGACACCUCUCAGUGGCCGAUCCUGCUCAAGAACUAUGAUCGCCUCAAUGUUCGAACUGGGCACUAUACCCCUCUCCCCUCCGGUUUCUCCCCGCUGAAGCGCCCUCUCACCGAGUACAUUAAGUACGGUGUGCUCAAUCUCGACAAACCCGCUAACCCUUCUUCACACGAGGUCGUGGCCUGGAUCAAACGCAUCCUCCGGGUCGAGAAAACGGGCCACAGCGGCACGCUCGACCCGAAAGUCACCGGCAACCUCAUCGUCUGCAUCGACCGGGCGACCCGGUUGGUCAAGUCCCAGCAAGGGGCCGGAAAGGAGUACGUUUGCGUGGCCCGGCUCCACUCUUCAGUACCCGACGUCGCGAAAGUGGCUCGGGCUCUGGAGACGUUAACCGGGGCGGUUUUUCAGCGCCCGCCCCUGAUCUCGGCGGUGAAGAGGCAGCUUAGGAUUAGGACCAUCUAUGAAAGCAAGCUUUUGGAGUACGAUCCGGAUAGGCAUUUGGUGGUUUUCUGGGUAUCUUGCGAAGCGGGUACGUAUAUUCGGACUCUGUGUGUCCAUUUGGGUCUUCUUCUUGGCGUCGGAGGCCAUAUGCAGGAGCUCCGUCGGGUCCGUUCGGGUAUUUUAGGCGAGAAAGAUAACAUGGUGACGAUGCACGAUGUGAUGGAUGCUCAAUGGCUGUAUGAUAAUUAUAGGGAUGAGAGUUACUUGAGGAGAGUGAUCAUGCCACUGGAGGUGUUGCUGACUAGCUAUAAGAGAUUGGUUGUGAAGGAUUCGGCCGUAAACGCCAUUUGUUACGGCGCAAAGCUGAUGAUUCCGGGGCUUUUGAGGUUCGAGAAUGAUAUCGACGUUGGGGAGGAGGUUGUGUUGAUGACUACGAAAGGGGAAGCAAUUGCCUUGGGCAUUGCAGAGAUGACUACGGCCGUGAUGGCCACUUGUGAUCACGGUGUGGUGGCAAAAAUCAAGAGGGUGGUGAUGGAUAGGGACACUUAUCCAAGGAAAUGGGGGUUGGGGCCGAGGGCUGGGAUGAAGAAGAAGCUGAUUGCUGAGGGGAAAUUGGACAAGCACGGCAAGCCUAAUGAGAAAACCCCAGCUGAGUGGCUGAGGAAUGUGGUUCUACCGGCAGGUGCUGAUUCAGCGGUUGCAGGGCUUGCUGCUAAGGCUGAACCAGUGAUAGGCAGUGCCGAGGCACCAGCUGUCGAGGGAGAGACGAAAAAGAAGAAGAAGAGGGUUAAGGAGGAGGAUGGUGAAGAGGGGCGGAAAAGGAAAUUGGAGGAAAUUGAUGGUAGCCCUGCACCAGAUGUUUCUAAGAGACUGAAGGUGAAGGAUGCGCCGGAGGAGGUUGAGGUGGAGGUUGAAAAGAAAGAGAAGAAAAAGAAGAAGAAGAAGAAAGAGGGUGCAGAUGGUGUAACUUCUGAUGUGGAUGAACCUAAGGAGGAGAAGAAGAAAAAGAAGGAUAAAGAGAAGGAUGGAGCUGGGUCAUCAGAUGAGGAGAAAUCUGAGAAGAAGAAAAAGAAGAAGAAGAAGAGCAAAGAUACAGAGAAUGGUGAGGCUGACGAUAAUGCAAAUAAAAGCGAGAAGAAGAAGGAGAAGAAGAAGAAAAAGACGGAUAAAGACUUGGAGGGGGAGUAGAUGAAUAAUUUGCAGCUUAUGUAUGUUUUAUUUAGGAAUACCUCGUCUUAUCUGCUGCAACAGGGUCAUUUGCAACUUUGGAACAUUUCAGGCAUUAUCUAUUGUUCUUGCAUUUCUUGUACCAGAGUGGUUUCUUUUUCAUCAGUUAUUUCAAUAUUGAGUCUGAUAACUUACUGUUAGCCUAGUGUUUUUCCUCUAGAGGAUUAUAUCUAAGUCUGAAUAUUCAGAAGUCAAUCCCCUGGAUCUGAUUAGAAUUUAUGCUUCCGAAUAUUAAACUAGAUUUGAAAAGGUGUACGCAUCAUCAAACAUGAGAAUUUAUUACAUUGUUA